GAUACCUUUUUAUUAUUUAAAAAGAACACUUAAAAAAAAUAAGGCGGCUGCAGUUUCAUUCCUGUGAUUGUACUUCCGCUUUUAACAGUGAAUGACCAAGCAGAUAAUUCAACUGGUGCAGCACUUACCAAAGUUUAAAAGCUCAGCCGCCGCUUCGUCCCUCCGCCACCCGAAGAACUUCAACCGAAGCAGGAAUGGAAUCUUCCCCGCCCGCAGACACUCUGAACGGAGAAAAGGUUCCCCACGAAGCUCUUUCUCUUUAAUCUGGGUUUUGCUUUGUUUUUCAUUCUCUUCUCCCCAGGUUUGGAUCCUUUUAAUGGUUAAUUAUAUUGUUGCUGCUGCUGCUAAUGAUAAUCGUUAUACUCUAGCUGCAUGCGAAUGGGAUGUUCCACUCCAUGGAAAAAAUGAAUGAACGGGAAGGUGACACAGGGCUGAUCUCUUCCCUGGCCGCCCGCUCCGCUUUCCGUACGGAGCUGGAGAAGAGGGGGCUGGCCAGCGGAGAAAAGCGAGGCUGUUGCAGCCGCCGCCGGGGCCUGUUCACCGAGGGGCAUGUAAAUUCAGGAUUCUUCUUUGUUUCCCAGCUGAACAAGCAGGAUGCCAGAGCAAAGUAAUGAUUACAGAGUUGUUGUGUUUGGAGCUGCUGGUGUUGGUAAGAGUUCUUUGGUACUUCGUUUCAUAAGGGGGACCUUCCGGGAGACAUACAUCCCCACUGUUGAAGAUACUUAUCGCCAAGUGAUCAGCUGUGACAAAAACAUCUGUACUCUUCAGAUCACAGACACCACUGGAAGCCACCAGUUUCCUGCCAUGCAGAGACUCUCCAUCUCUAAAGGCCAUGCAUUCAUGUUGGUGUAUUCGGUUACCAGCAGGCAGUCAGUAGAAGAGCUUCAACCAAUCUAUGAACAGAUCUGUCAGAUCAAAGGAGACAUUCAGAAAGUCCCAAUUAUGCUGGUAGGAAACAAGAGUGAUGACACCCAGAGAGAAGUGGGCACCAGUGAAGGAGAAGUCCUUGCCACUAAAUGGAAAUGCUCCUUCAUGGAGACAUCAGCUAAAAUGAACUACAAUGUGCAGGAGCUUUUUGAAGAGCUCCUUAAUUUGGAAAAGAGAAGAAAUGUAAGUCUGCAGGUAGAUGGCAAGAAAUCAAAGCAGCAGCGAAAGAAGGAUAAACUGAGAAGCAAGUGUUCUGUGAUGUGAUACACAACACGUGGCACCUGUGUGGCUAAAAUAAGUGUAGUCUUGAUCUUGCAGAACAUACUGAUCUAUUCAGAGAAAAUCCUGAAUAUAGAGAUUUUCAGAGGCUAAGGGUACCUUUUAAAGUGUUAGUAUUAAAUAUGGGUUGGGUCUUAUUUAAUGGCAGUUGAAUUUUGCAUGUUUCAUUUUGCACAAGCAUCAUCUGUGCCCCCUGCAAACCAGUGUUAGCACUGGAUAAUGUUCUGUGGUCAGGUGCAUGAUAAGAAGUGAAAUAAAGCCUGCAUUGUACCGCUGCAUUCUUAUCUUUUCUUCAACUUGCAACAUAUUCCCUCUUACACAAAUACUAAUGCAAAUGAGCAAAUCACAACAAGAUUCUACUGAGUAAGCCAGUACAGUUAGACAGUAGUUUGUCUAAUGCUUGCAUAUACUUUGAGCAAAAAAUAAAUGCUUGCAGAUAGCAACUUAACCGGAGUUCUCUAGCUAUUAUAGAUUAUUUGUAUUAUUUAUGGUGGUCCUUCAAAUAUGUAUAUUUACAGGAAAGAAACUUUGUUCUCAAAUAACUAUUCCACAUUAUAUGUAAAACUUUGUAUGUGGUAAUUCUAUA
Molecule: messenger RNA, 1792 nt
Organism: Python bivittatus (Burmese python)
Lineage: Eukaryota; Metazoa; Chordata; Lepidosauria; Squamata; Pythonidae
Source: RefSeq, a predicted model, not a curated record